Molecule: messenger RNA, 1482 nt
Organism: Beta vulgaris subsp. vulgaris (sugar beet)
Lineage: Eukaryota; Viridiplantae; Streptophyta; Magnoliopsida; Caryophyllales; Amaranthaceae
Product: probable WRKY transcription factor 46
Exons: 3
Coding region: 94-1158 (354 amino acids)
Biological process (GO): regulation of DNA-templated transcription
Molecular function (GO): sequence-specific DNA binding; DNA-binding transcription factor activity
Source: RefSeq, a predicted model, not a curated record
AUCUCUUACAACUAUACUUCACUUAAAAAAAAAACACACACACACAAACAUACAAAGAGAAACAUAUUUUUCCUCAAAAACACACACAUAAAAAUGCAAGUAAUUAGCAAACUCGAACAACCCACUUCACCUACAAACUCAAUUGAUGAUUUGAUGCAAAAUAUCACCAAAAUAAUGAAACAAGGUCAAGAAUCAGCUCAACAGAUAAGAAGUUUCUUUCAUGGAAAGCUAGGAUUAUUGAAAGUUGAGGAUGAUAUAGUAUGUGAUGAUAAUAAUCAUCAUCAAAAUGAUGUAAAUCAUCAUUCAUUGGUGACUUUAGAAUCAUUUGAAAAGUGUCUUAAUUUGCUUAAAACUUAUGAUUUUGAUCAUCAGUGUUAUGAUCUUAACAGAAAGCGUAAAAUUAGUCCCAUUCAUGAUCUUAAAUGCCCAAAGUCUGAGGAAAUUAGUGGUGGAACACUUCCUAAAGAAAGAAGGGGAAGCUACAAAAGAAGGAGGACUGGCCAAUCAUGGACUGUAGAGGCUACAAAUCUAACGGAUGAUGGUUAUGCUUGGAGGAAAUAUGGGCAAAAAGAAAUUCUCAACACAAAGUACCCAAGGAAUUACUAUAGGUGCACACACAAGCAUGAUCAAGAAUGCCAAGCAACCAAACAAGUCCAACAAAUUUCAGAAAAUCCCAACAAAUACAACAUCAUAUACCAUGGUACUCACACAUGCAAAAACCACCACAAUAACUCUACAAUCAUAAUGGAAUCUCCAGAAGAAAAUUCCUCUAUCUUUUUGAGUUUUGAGACAAACAACUACACAACAGCCAAACAUGGCCUUAACACUUCCUUAUUCCCAUCAUCAAAUACUAAUACUACUACUAUAAAACAAGAGUACACUUCCAUCAAGGUAGACUCACCUUGUGGACCACAUGAUCUUGAUCAUCAAUUAUCUGGGACCCACAAUCAGUAUUCUUCAUCAUCUGAUGUACCAUCAUGCUCUGAUCUAACAAGCACAGGAUUAUCAUCAACACCUGUUUCUGAUCAAAGUGAUGUAAUCUCUUCAACUGAGAUUUACUCCUCUACACCUACUUCAUGUGAUAUAGGUCAAGAUUAUGCUCAUCUUUUUUUUGAGGAGUAUUAUACUAAUCUAGAAGAAUUGUUUUCAUAUCCAUGAUCAUCAAAUUAAAGUUUAGUACUACUAGUAAAUUUGAGGAUAUAUAUAAUGUAAAUUUAAUUAAGCCACAUUUUACAUAUAUAGCUAUAUAGUUUUUUUUCCUCAAUCAUGUGACCUAAUACAAUGGAGUGGAGAAAAAAUAAGGAGUAUUUAGCUAGUAUAUUGUCUGUGUUAGCUAGUGUAAUAUAUAUUUGUCCCAAUAUAUGUUUUGUUUAGUUGGUUAGGAUUUGAUGUACCCUUUUUUUGAGGUGCUAUGUUACCUAUUUUAAGGUUUUUUUCCAUCAAAUAGGGUAAAGUUAAUAAAAUUGCGAUCAUUUCUCUAGA